AAAAAAAAAAAAAAAACAAGGAACCAAGACUAACCCGGAUAGGAGAAGGCGGUGGUAUAUAAAACAAAAGAAGAAAAUAGUAUAUGGCGAAAUCAGUGAAGUUUAAACCCUAAUUCCCAAAUCGGAUUCGAUCUCGAGAAUCCCAAGUCCGUCUCUCGUCUCUCUCUCUCUCUCUCGAGAAUCCCAAGUUCGCUUUUCCUCUCUUAGCUCGUUUCGUCAUGUCUUGGUGCACGAUCGAGUCGGAUCCUGGUGUGUUUACAGAGCUCAUUCAACAAAUGCAAGUCAAAGGUGUCCAGGUUGAAGAAUUGUACUCCCUUGAUCUUGAUUCUCUCAAUAACCUCAAACCCGUGUACGGUUUGAUCUUUCUCUUCAAAUGGCAAGCUGGGGUAAAAGACGAUCGUCCAACAAUUCAAGAUCCAGUUUCUAACCUCUUUUUUGCAAACCAGGUCAUUAACAAUGCUUGUGCGACCCAAGCGAUCUUGUCUAUCCUCUUGAACUCUCCCCAGGUCGACAUCGGUCCUGAGCUAUCGACGCUGAAAGAGUUCACCAAGAACUUUCCAUCCGACCUCAAGGGCUUGGCCAUCAACAACAGCGAGGCGAUAAGGACUGCCCACAACAGUUUCGCAAGGCCCGAGCCAUUCGUCCCAGAGGAACAAAAGACUGCUACAAAAGACGAUGACGUCUACCAUUUCAUAAGCUACGUACCUGUGGAAGGAGUCUUGUACGAGCUCGAUGGUCUCAAGGAAGGACCUAUAAGCCUUGGCCCCUGCCCUGGGGACCAAAGCGGCAUCGAAUGGCUGCAGUUGGUUCAGCCGGUGAUCCAAGAAAGGAUCGAGAGGUACUCGCAGAGCGAGAUUAGGUUCAAUCUUUUGGCUGUCAUUAAAAACAGGAAGGAUAUUUACACGGCGGAGCUCAAGGAGCUUCAGAGGCAGAAGGAGCAGAUGCUCCAGGAGUUGGCUGGUGCGGAGAAGAGCCGUGCGGGAGAGCUUGAGGUGUUGAUUGGCGAGGUGAAGACUGGGAUAGAAGCUGUGAGCGAUAAGAUUGUGAUGGAGGAAGAGAAGUUCAUGAAGUGGAAAACGGAGAAUGUUAGGAGGAAGCACAACUACAUUCCGUUUUUGUUCAACUUCCUCAAGCUUCUUGCGGAGAAGAAACAGUUGAAACCUCUGAUUGAGAAGGCCAAGAAGCAGAAAACAGAAAGCUCCACUUGAGAAAUAACCAGAACUUUGUUUAUGUCCGUCUUGCCAAAAAGCAUUUGAUACACUCUCUUGUUGUUUAAGUCUUUUGUGUUUCUGUUUUUAUCACACAAGAAAUAGAUUUUCUCUAGAUGAAGUUGGUUUCUAAUGGCUUUGUUGGUUUUACACUCAAAAUUCUCUAUCUGAAAGGUUAUUAACUUAAAAA
Brassica napus (rape) is the source of this 1398-nucleotide messenger RNA. RefSeq names its product ubiquitin carboxyl-terminal hydrolase 2. NCBI's taxonomy places the organism in Eukaryota, Viridiplantae, Streptophyta, Magnoliopsida, Brassicales, Brassicaceae. Gene Ontology annotation, molecular function: cysteine-type deubiquitinase activity. Gene Ontology annotation, cellular component: cytoplasm. Gene Ontology annotation, biological process: protein deubiquitination; ubiquitin-dependent protein catabolic process. The transcript is spliced from 5 exons. The record is from RefSeq and is a predicted model, not a curated record. The coding region runs from base 219 to 1208 and encodes 329 amino acids.